GCUAGCUCAUUAACCGGCCUGUUUUUGCCCAAAAUCUGUAUCAGCCAGCUUCAUUCGUUCAAGAUCGGGAGGGGGAAAACGUAAAAGGGCUUUGCACAUGACAUAAAAUAGCGCUGCUAUUGUGUCUGUGGAGAGGGAUGCUUGUGUUCGCCUCUGUUUCAACCGUGUUGAGAUGUGCGAAUGAAAGUACAAGAGAUAUCUGCAUCGCCUAGGAGGGGCUCUCCGCCACACGACCGGAACGCAAUAAUCACAGGGCUCUCUGAGGGUGUAGAUCAGUGGGUGGAUGUGAUGGAGGCCCCGCUGGUCAGUCUGGAUGAGGACUUUGAGGAUCUGAGGUCCUGCCGGGCGGAGGAACUGGGACCCGAACCUCUGCGCCUGUACGGGACCACUCCCCCAGCCAGGGAGGACUUCUCAGAGCUGGAUAACUUCUCAGAGAUCAUGAGCUUCAAGUCCAUGGAGGACCUGGUCAACGAGUUUGACGAGAAGCUGAACGUGUGCUUCCACAACUACAACGCCAAGACAGAGGGCCUCGCCCCCGUGCGCAACCACGCCCACAACGAUGAGGAUGAGGAGCGCCUGCAGGACGAAGAGGUGUGGGACGCCCUGACCGAUAACUACCUGCCCUCCUCCGGCUCCGGCUGGGACGACGACGACACCGAGACGCUCAACGGAAGCUUCUCCGACCAGGAGAUCCACGAAAAGGAGGAAGAUGAGAUGAACGAGAAGAAUGAGAAUGCCAGCUUCGUUAGCGAGGAGCCCCUCGUUACUGCUGACCAGGUGAUUGAGGAGAUCGUGGAGAUGAUGGAAAAUUCUCCGGACCCGGGGGAGACCGAGGAAGAGGAGGAGGAGGAGAGCGUGGACUCGGCCGCGCAGGGCAACGCCUCCCUGCUGGAGGAGAUCAGGGUGUUGUCUCGGGCCUCCAACAACAACAGCUCAUGCGAAGGUCUAAGGCUGAUGCCCAGCUCCGUGCUGGAGGAGUUGCUGUGUCGGCUGGAGUCGGCCAUUCAGCAGUACUCGGAGGAGCUGGUGGAGCAGCUGGCCCGCAGGGAGGAGCUGGAGUACGAGAAGGAGGUGAAGAACUCCUUCAUCACGGCCCUGAUGGAGGUGCAGAACCGGCAGAAGGAGCAGAGGGAGCUCAGCAAGAGACGGCGCCGGGACAAGGCCACGAGCCCACAGGGUCCCGCCCGCACCGAGAAGACCAGCGCCAUGCCCGUGAAGCGCUUCAGCAUGGAGGGCCUCUCCAGCAUUCUGCAGGCGGGGAUCAGGCAGACGUUCUGGACCUCUGGAGCGGAGAAACAGUAUUUAAACACCGUGAUCCCGUACGAGGAGAAGGGAGCCCCUCCCUCAGUGGAAGACCUUCAGAUGCUGACGAGAAUUCUUUAUGCAAUGAAGGAAGACAGUGAGAAGGUCCCUACCUUGCUGACUGACUACAUUUUGAAAGUGCUGUGUCCCACCUAAAGAGGUGUUUGGGUCACAGAGAGAAGCGGAGAGGACCCCCCAUCCCACCUGAUCUUCAUCUCCAGCCCUGACUGCAUGACAGCCCAUCUAUGACUAAUGAUAUAUCACUGUAUCUAACCAUCCUCUCUUACGCAUCCAGACCCUGAAUAUAUCCAUCUGCUCAUCCGGUCUGGGCAUGCCUACAACUGCAGGGCCACAACAGCAGCACUACACCCUCACAAUGUUCAACCUCCUGGAAAUUUAUGCAGUUACCAGGCCUUCCGACAGUCGAUCGGAAGCCUGUUCUUUUUUUCCUCUUGUAUUGUUAUGGUUGAUGUCAUUACUGGUUGUUCUGUCUGGGGCAGUGCCUUCUUUAACCAAUUAAUAACCGAGUAAUUGAAAAGGGACAAUUUCUUGUUUUGUUGUUCCAAUUCCAAUUCUAAUUAUUUCCAAUUCUGCUGUUCCUAAGUUCACUGCGGCCAUGUCCUCUGGCAUUCUGGGAGAGCUCAGACUGCUGCGCUUCUCCUCAGGAAUGCAUGCAGCCAGUUGCUGCGCAGCUGCUCCGCAUGCGCAGCUGCCCCAUGCAGACUGCAGGCGCCGGAUGCGCUAGACGAGCGGCCCCUGCAUGCGGAGUUGGGUAGCCCUGCUGACCAAACCCCCGUUUCCCUGGACGAUGUGUGUGUCCAUUUCUUUCCUUACCGAAAUGUACACCCUUUAUGCUGAACCAACAUAAAAAGCCCAACCUAUAUGGAUUUUAUAAACGAAUACAUGAGGUAAUGUAAUCCAUAGGGAAUGCAAAAUUGAAUAAAACAACCCUAAGGUCCAUGUGAAGUUACCCAAUUGGUACUACGUAGGGAAUUAUUAUGCAACAACAAAUUGUUGUUGGCAAAUUACAUGGUUAUUACUUGGCUAAGGCACUAUAAAUGAAAGUUUAGCCAUGAGUUUUGUUCUCCAAAUGAUUGUGAUUAUUCCCACCUGUUUUUCUUCUGUGUUGCAAAGCCAUGCGCUAACAUACAUUGUGUGUUCGCAGAAAUACAUACACGUCUCGAAUAUGUACAUGUACAUUGCUGUAUAGUAGCUUGAGGUUUGCCGUUCUACACAAGUAGCUACUGUAACUGACCUAACUAAUGCUGUAAAUGAGAAGUUUCAAUGUCAUUCUGUUAGUCUGCUGCACGUCAAAAGGUUGGCUACUGCAUUCUGUAUAUACUUGUCUUGAAAUGACCUUGGCAGGAACUUGAGUCUCAUAUAAUGACAGUUAACAGAAAAAACAAAACAAAAUUGCGAAGCAGAUGUUUUGUCAUUAGAUAAUGGCAAGGUGUCCUAACAAUUUAGCAUGUUAUUGUGGGCACUUUCCUCAGCCCUUCUUUCCUAGUAAUAAUAAUAGAAAUUCUCUACAGCUGUGGUACUGAAACUACAGAGGCAAUGGUGGGUGCACGUCAUUGGCUGAGAAUGUUAUUGCUGUUGAAGUCUGUAAAAAGGUAGAAGUAAAUCAGGGUCACAUACAAGAAAUGGACCUAUUGCCUCAAUAGAUUCCACCGCCACCUUAUGGAUCCUUUACACCUUUAGGGGAAUUUAGAAAAUCGAAAUAGCGUCAGUCAUUAUGAUGGUAGCUGGCGGUGCUUACCGGUAAUCCUGUAAAUAACUUUACUGUAUAUCAUCAAGUUUAUCCCCACCGAGGCCUUCAAGCAUGCUUGUAAAUCACGAAAUUUGAAUUGUUACCGAAUUACCACGGUCAGGCGACACAGGAGGAAAUUAAUUCAGAUUCAAAAAGCCAUAUUUAACAAAAUGUCAUUUGUAAAAAAAAAAAUAAAAAAAAAAUGCAAUAGAAAGUGCAUUUCUCAGGAGUCCCUACUGUGUCUGGUUGUAUGUAGCUCAUUCACACUCUCCCCAAGCGCCAACACCGACAAAGCACAGGGUCUUAUACAGUGUCCUCUUAGCCCAAAUCACACCAUUUUGGGGCUUUUGGGGAAAAAAAAGUAAGGUGUGUUCUAUGUCCCAGGAAUAAAUCCCAAUUUUUAAUAAAAAUAUUCAUACCAUUAAA
Anguilla anguilla (European eel) is the source of this 3478-nucleotide messenger RNA. RefSeq names its product fasciculation and elongation protein zeta-1-like. NCBI's taxonomy places the organism in Eukaryota, Metazoa, Chordata, Actinopteri, Anguilliformes, Anguillidae. Gene Ontology annotation, cellular component: axon; cytoplasm. The transcript is spliced from 10 exons. Bases 181 to 1458 code for a protein of 425 amino acids. The record is from RefSeq and is a predicted model, not a curated record.